AUGCAGGCGAUAGUAUUCAAGGGUCCGUUGGAGGUUGCUCUGGAAAACCGGCCAGUACCAAAAAUCCAGGACCCAACGGACGUUGUCCUCAAAGUCAGAUACACAGCGCUAUGUGGAAGUGAGCUUCAUGUCUUCCGGGGUCACCAGGCUUCUCGCACGGAAUUCGUCAUGGGCCAUGAGUUCACUGGAAAGGUCGUAGAGACCGGCUCCAGUGUGACACAAUUCAAAAGCGGAGAUCACGUGGUAUCACCUUUUACUGCGAGCUGUGGCGCAUGCUUCUUUUGUGAGCAUGGAUCGUCUUCCAGGUGUGCUCAGGGUGCGCUAUUCGGGACAACAGCACUGGAUGGCGGACAGGCCGAAUAUGUUCGCAUCCCGCUGGCAGAUUCCACUCUGUUCCCCAUACCUGCCACGAUCGACGAGAAGAAACUUGUUUUGAUGGCGGAUAUCUUUCCUACGGGUUACUUUGCUGCAUCAAAUGCAUUUUCAAAGCUCACCCCUAGUGAAAUUGCGGAGAGCACAGUGCUCCUUUUUGGCUGCGGCCCCGUCGGCCUCUGUGCGUUGGUAAGCGCCUUGGAAUAUAAGCCCAAAAAUCUGAUAGCGAUCGAUAAAGUACCUUCAAGACUAGAGACUGCACGGUCUCUAGGUGCAGAAGCUUGGAAUUAUGAAGAAGGUCUGGACAAGCUGAAGGAAAGGGUGAAAUCUCUGACGGACAACCGUGGAGCUGACGUGGUGAUUGAAAUUGUUGGACACAGUAGUGCUUUGAGAAUGGGAUUCGAGCUACUGAGACCAUGGGGGAAUAUCUCCAGUGUUGGUGUGCAUAAUGGGGAAAUUCCUUGGACUGGGAAUGAAGCAUACGGGAAGAAUCUGCGGUUGCAGAUGGGACGCUGCCCUGUUCGAAGUAUUUUUGGUGAAGCUAUGGCGCUUUUCAACAAGAAGCAAGACUCUCUGAGUUUUAUGACUGAGGAUAUUCGCCCGCUCUCUCAAGCUACUAAGGCAUAUGCGGAUUUUAAUGCGAUGCGCACGCAGAAGGUUAUCUUUGAAGUUGAUGUGAGCGAUAAUACCCACGAUAUACAUAGACUAUAG
Molecule: messenger RNA, 1083 nt
Organism: Penicillium macrosclerotiorum
Lineage: Eukaryota; Fungi; Ascomycota; Eurotiomycetes; Eurotiales; Aspergillaceae
Product: alcohol dehydrogenase family protein
Exons: 5
Coding region: 1-1083 (360 amino acids)
Molecular function (GO): oxidoreductase activity; zinc ion binding
Source: RefSeq, a predicted model, not a curated record